Penicillium pulvis is the source of this 1092-nucleotide messenger RNA. Its product is annotated as amidohydrolase family protein. The record is from RefSeq and is a predicted model, not a curated record. NCBI's taxonomy places the organism in Eukaryota, Fungi, Ascomycota, Eurotiomycetes, Eurotiales, Aspergillaceae. The transcript has 2 exons. Bases 1 to 1092 code for a protein of 363 amino acids. Gene Ontology annotation, biological process: secondary metabolic process. Gene Ontology annotation, molecular function: hydrolase activity; carboxy-lyase activity. Gene Ontology annotation, cellular component: cytosol; cytoplasm.
AUGCCUCCAUCCCUCCCGGACUUCUCAAAAUCACAUGGAAAUCCAGACGAGAACGGCGAGGACUGGAUGACUCUUCAACCACACCAAUCCAAUGACGAGCCCAUCAGCCAGAGCGAUAAAACCUCACUCAAAGUCGAUAUGUAUGUUGGCGAGAAAUUCUUCCGAACCGUCGAGCCAAAUUGUUUCGAUCCAGACGUACGUAUAGCAGAAAUGAAUGCUACAGGCGUCGACAUCCAGGUCAUCAGCACCGUACCCAUCCUAUUCUCAUACGACAAGCCAGUUGAGCCUGCUGCCGCUUUAGCUCAAUACUUGAACGACCACAUUUCGUCUGUCUGUCGUGACCGACCAAGUCGGUUUGUAGGGUUGGCAACGGUUCCCCUACAAGACGUGUCCAGUUCGGUGGCUGAACUAAAGCGCGCGAAGAACGUGCUCGGACUGAAAGGUGUGGAAAUUGGGACGGAGAUAAACGGACAUAAGCUGGAUGAUCCAGAUUUUGAACCCUUCUGGGCGGCGUGUGAGGACUUGAAUUUUCCGAUCUUCGUGCACCCGUUGGGAUACGAGCUUGAAAGGGAGAAUAAGAAUAGAUGGGGAAGUUAUUGGUCUGCGUGGCUAGUUGGGAUGCCGAGCGAGACAGCACUCGCGAUGCACGCAAUAAUCUCAUCGGGUGUUUUAGUUCGGCACCCCAAGUUGAGAUUCUGCUUUGCGCAUGCUGGAGGAGCGUAUCUUCCUCUCCUUGGACGAAUUCAACAUGGUUAUGAUUGUCGGCCAGAUCUGGUGGCGCAUAGCUCGCAAGGACUAUCACCAGAGAACUAUCUCCAGUCGCAUCAGCACAAUAUUUGGAUUGAUAGUCUGGUGCAUGAUCCGGACUUGCUUGAGUAUAUCUGUAAAAAGAUUGGGCCUGACCGGGUCAUUAUGGGAAGUGAUUAUCCUUUUCCACUUGGUGAGAUGCCGGUUCCUGGGAAGAUGUUGGUUAGUGAUCAACAAGUGAAUAAGCUGUUUUCGCCUGAGGUGAGGGCAAGAAUGCUUUCAGGAAAUGCGAUUGAAUUUCUCGGGUUGCAGGAUAUUGUCAAGAAGAAUUACAAGUCACAUUGA